UAAAUCGCGAGUGUGGAAUGAAUUUACGAAACGAUAAUUGGUAGAGCCGGAUUACAUCACAAGUUCACAACAAACAAAAAAGACGAAGAAUUGUAGCUUAACCAAAAAGUUCCCCUUACCUACUCCAUCAAAUAAUGGCUGGUUAGAAACCAUCUAUCCAUUAAUCAAUGAUCUCAAUGAGCAAUUUAAUGCUUUCACGCUUUACUACUCUAAAAAUGGCGGAUCGCAUCUUUGCUCUCACCUUCUUCAUAAUAUCAGGACUUAUCAUCUGCUACGCAAUCUUAUCAAUAUCACACAACUUCACUGAUAAAAAUCCCAUCAGGGUUGCAUCUGACGGUCUACAUCACUUCCAAUCCUCUGCUCUCCCUUCUAAAUCCCCCAGUUCCACUAUCGAAGCCAUCUAUCAAUUUGGAGAUUCGAUUUCUGACACUGGUAACUAUAUACGAGAAAAUCCAAACUCUAGAUUUGCAAAGCUUCCAUACGGACAAACUUUCUUCCACAAGCCGACCGGUCGUUGUUCUAAUGGACUCCUCAUGAUUGACUAUUUCACCAAGUUUUUGAACCUGCCAUUCCUGGACCCUUAUCUUAACAAAGACGGUAACUUUAGUCAUGGGGUGAACUUUGCUGUUGCUGGAGCAACUGCACUCAACACUUCCAUUUUGGUUACGAAACACAUUGUGUCUAACUCCACCAACAGUUCUUUACUUGUGCAGCUUGAUUGGUUCAAAUCUCAUCUUAAUUCCAUUUGCUCUGAUCCAUCUGUUUGUAAGCAAAAAUUGGCAAAGGCACUUAUCAUGAUGGGUGAAAUAGGAGGAAACGACUACAAUCGGGCAUUUUCCCAAGGGAAACCAAUUAUCGAAAUCUAUAAAACAGUGCCUGAAGUUGUUCAAAUUAUUAAAUAUGCCAUAAAGGAAGUUAUUAAUCUUGGUGCCACUCGGAUAGUUGUCCCAGGAAACUUUCCCAUUGGUUGCAUGACGAUCUAUCUUAAGAUGUUUAAAACAGACAGCUCGAGAUUGUAUGACGAGCUCCAAUGUCUGAAAAGUUUGAAUAAAUUUGCAAAAUUUCAUAAUAGUAAAUUACAAGAAGUUAUUGGAGAACUUCAAAGCGAGUAUCAAGAUGUUUCAAUAGUGUAUGCAGACUAUUUUUUGGCCAUGAAAGAGAUUCUCAAGCAUGCUACUUCCCUCGGGUUUGAUAAGGACACAAUGGAAACGCCAUGUUGUGGUACUAAUGAAGACGAUAAGCCUAAUAAAGAUUCCCAUAUAGUAUGUGGAAGAAAAGGAGUUGUUGUAUGUGAAGAUUCUAACAAACAUGUGAAUUGGGAUUCAGUACAUUUGACUCAACAUGCUUACCAUAUUAUGGCGAAAUUGUUAAUUAAACGUAUUAAUAUUUGGGACUAAAGUUAUUUUUUCCCUUUUUAAUAACUUUUGUCUAUGCACAGUUUGUGGAGUGUAUAUGGUACUCAAGUUCUUACACAAAUGUAUGUUCUUUUGUAAGAGUUGUUUAUCUAUUUUGUAUCGCCUCCAUAUAAUGUUACCAAUCACAUAUUGUAAGCUAAGAAAGAAUAAACUCCAUAAUAUAGAAAGAAUAGAGAGAAUAGAGAGAAGAAUUUAAGUGUUUGUUAUAA
Molecule: messenger RNA, 1624 nt
Organism: Beta vulgaris subsp. vulgaris (sugar beet)
Lineage: Eukaryota; Viridiplantae; Streptophyta; Magnoliopsida; Caryophyllales; Amaranthaceae
Product: GDSL esterase/lipase At1g28570
Exons: 6
Coding region: 168-1397 (409 amino acids)
Molecular function (GO): hydrolase activity, acting on ester bonds
Source: RefSeq, a predicted model, not a curated record